AUGGUCCUGGUUAUACAACUUCAGCGACUUCUCGUUAUCGUCGUCCGAGAACUUCGUACUCGUCGUCCGACUACUUCAGCGUCAUCUCGUUCUCGUCAUCCGUCAACUGAAGCUUCUCUUGGUUCAACGUCAAACAUUGAAUAUAAUAUAAAUUUAUACUUUAAAGAAUUUUUGUUAGCAUUUGAGAAACGAAAUGAACAAAUGUUGAUGGAAUUUGAGAAACGUAAUGAACAAAUGUUGAUGGAAUUUGAGAAGAGAAUGAAGGAAAAUGAAAUACUCGUUUAUGAAAACAUUGAACAUCGAAGACAUGUCUAUAAGUAUGAUUCAAGACCAAAGUCUACUGACAAACUGAUCUUAGCAUUGCAGGAAGAGUGGAUAAAAAAUUGA
Funneliformis caledonium is the source of this 387-nucleotide messenger RNA. Lineage: Eukaryota; Fungi; Glomeromycota; Glomeromycetes; Glomerales; Glomeraceae. The record is from the annotation of a GenBank genome assembly.